CAAGUAUACAGAAAGCUUGUUCCCUGCAUCCCUACCUCGCAUAUACUAAACCUCUCAAAUCGGAUCAGUAAAGAUGGGUUAUGAUCAGGCAGGCGUCACUCGCUCCCUCAACACCAUCCAGAAUGAAUUGCAAUACCUUGCCUCACAGGGCGUCAUUGCACCUCCACAGAUGCAGUCAAUUCAGGCCCAAUUACCGCAACCGAACGGCCAGCCAUCCCAAUAUAUUGACCCCCGAUACGUCAAUGGCAACCAGCAAUUCAACCCGGCCCUGAUCGCACAGCAAGCUCAGGAUCCUAACAACCCUGCGCAUCCCCAAAACCCAAAGCACCAUGAGUGGGCAGGGAAGCUGGCCCACAAGUUCGGCAACGCGGCGGUCUACGGAGCGGGUGCGACGUUUGGUGCUGAUUUGGUGAACGAUGUGAUGAGGAAGUUCUAGAGCCUUAGGCCAUUCGAG
This is a messenger RNA of Macroventuria anomochaeta, 454 nucleotides long. RefSeq lists its product as uncharacterized. The transcript is spliced from 3 exons. The record is from RefSeq and is a predicted model, not a curated record. Bases 74 to 436 code for a protein of 120 amino acids. Lineage: Eukaryota; Fungi; Ascomycota; Dothideomycetes; Pleosporales; Didymellaceae.